Messenger RNA from Cordyceps fumosorosea ARSEF 2679, 1347 nucleotides. RefSeq names its product glycosyltransferase family 17. Gene Ontology annotation, molecular function: beta-1,4-mannosylglycoprotein 4-beta-N-acetylglucosaminyltransferase activity. The record is from RefSeq and is a predicted model, not a curated record. Gene Ontology annotation, biological process: N-acetylglucosamine metabolic process; protein N-linked glycosylation. NCBI's taxonomy places the organism in Eukaryota, Fungi, Ascomycota, Sordariomycetes, Hypocreales, Cordycipitaceae. Gene Ontology annotation, cellular component: membrane. The transcript has a single exon. The coding region runs from base 1 to 1347 and encodes 448 amino acids.
AUGUGCAGUACUGUAGAGUGCUUAUCAUGUGACCGAAUGGCUUUCAAGAAACUACGUGGGAUUUUGACCGCUCUGAUCGCGACGAGUCCUGAGUACGGCAGGUUGAGCGGACCUCGGGCCAAGGAUUUCCUUACUUGCCGACGGCAAAUCACCGCAAGGAAGGCGGCCUCGGAGUUGGCACAAUUUCGGAAACGACAGCACUGUAUUGCAGGAUCUGGUGUCGCCCCUUUCUUUAUAAAACGGUGUACGCCAAGGCAGGAACCUGGCGCUGCUCCCGAAAACACUCACAUCCACACAGUAAACAUGAGCUUCUUCAGUCGGAGAUGUCGAAAGCAGCUAUCAAUGUCCAUAUUCGCAAUCUCCUGUAUCUGCUUGAUGUGUUCCAUCCUGCACUUGGUCUCUCGGCAAGCGCGAAGCAUUGGUGGAUUGACAACGCAAAACUUCACGGCGCUGUGCAACCACCAUGGGUGGCCGGAAUUUCCAAGACAGACAACUACGGUUCGAAAGGUCUACGACAUGUUCCUGAUCAACACAGAAAUCGACUGGUUAGAGAUCCGACUCGCCACUCUCUAUCCCGUGGUCGACUAUUUCAUCAUUGUGGAAGCUAGCAGGACUUUCACUGGCCUGCAAAAGGGUCUCCUUGUGAAAGAAAGCUGGCCAAAAUUCAGUCGAUUUCACGCAAAAAUGGUGUAUCACGAGGUUACAUACCCUUCUACCUUUACAGCAGCAGAUGCGUGGGAAACAGAAAUCUACACCCGGAACGCGUUGCUGAACCAGGCUUUACAGAAACUGGCUGGCCAACAGAAGCCGCAGCAACAAGACGUGCUCGUUGUAACGGAUGUGGAUGAAGUACCCAAGCCCAUGACGCUGGAAGUCCUCCGCCAUUGCCAGUUUCCUCGUCAAGUCACAUUACGGAGUCGUUUCUACUACUACAGCUUUCAGUUCCUUCACAGAGGUGUGGAAUGGUACGGCCCGAAAGCUACAUUCUACGAAGGAGAGAAUACAGUUCUACCGCACGACUUGAGAGCCAGCCAGGGCCUGAAGGCAGCCGAUCAAGCCGACAUGUGGAACGCCUCGUGGCACUGCUCUUCCUGUUUCGGCACGAUUGAAGAGUUUCGAGUCAAAAUGAAGUCGUACUCUCAUACCGAGCACAACUCGCCCCAGUACCUGGAUCAAGACUGGAUAAGAGCUCACGUAAGGACCGGAAAAGACAUGUGGGAACGGCCUGGCGAAUACUAUGAGCAGAUUGCGGACAACACGGACGUACCGCCUUAUAUUCUUGACAACCCCAAGAAGUAUAGUUACAUGCUGAAUAGGAGCGGAGAGAAUGCUGGUUUUCUGGACUAG